Molecule: messenger RNA, 2045 nt
Organism: Theobroma cacao (cacao)
Lineage: Eukaryota; Viridiplantae; Streptophyta; Magnoliopsida; Malvales; Malvaceae
Gene: SRPK4
Product: ser/arg-rich protein kinase 4
Biological process (GO): spliceosomal complex assembly; regulation of mRNA processing; peptidyl-serine phosphorylation
Molecular function (GO): ATP binding; protein serine/threonine kinase activity
Source: RefSeq, a predicted model, not a curated record
AUUUUUUCUUCAAUCCUAACAGAGAAGGAGAAAUUUCCAUUCUCUAUCUUAACUUAACAGUAGCUGCAAGAUCUACUGAUCCUGCUGAAUCUGAUCAAGAAACUGUUGAAUUUAUUUUUUUUUUUGUAUAAAAUUUUUGUUUAUUUAAUUUUUUAGAUUUGGAAGAGAAGGGAAUGGGGGACAAGAAGGAGGAAGAAGAGUGGAGCGGAAGUGAGAGCGGGGAUUACACGUCGGAAGACGAAGGGACCGAAGAUUACCGGCGAGGCGGUUAUCAUGCCGUUAGAAUUGGAGACACUUUCAAGAACGGACGUUACGUUGUCCAAAGCAAGCUCGGUUGGGGCCAUUUCUCCACCGUUUGGCUCGCUUGGGACACUCAGCUCUCCCAUUAUGUAGCUUUGAAAGUACAAAAAAGUGCACAGCACUACACUGAGGCGGCAAUGGAUGAGAUAACAAUCUUGCAACAGAUCGCAGAUGGGGAUAAAGAAGAUAAAAAAUGUGUAGUGAAGCUUUUGGAUCACUUUAAGCAUUCAGGUCCGAAUGGACAGCAUGUUUGUAUGGUGUUUGAGUACUUGGGGGAUAAUCUUUUGACACUCAUCAAGUACUCUGAUUAUCGUGGCUUGCCAAUUCGUAUGGUUAAGGAGAUAUGUUACCAUAUUCUAGUGGGCUUGGAUUACUUACAUAGGGAGCUUUCUAUCAUACACACUGAUCUGAAGCCGGAAAAUAUUUUACUGUUGUCAAUGAUAGAUCCAUCUAAGGAUCCGAGAAAGUCAGGCACUCCCGUCAUCCUUCCCAAUAGUAAGGACAAGACAGUGCUGGACUCUUUAAAGUCUAUGAAUGGGGAUUUGAGUAGAAAUCAGAAGAAAAAGAUUCGGAGAAAGGCUAAGCGAGCGGCUCAGGGGUGUGUGGAGAAGGAAGUUUCUGCCGAAGCUGAUGGGGAUCCUGAGACCUCUGGUGCAGCUGAGCCAUCUCCCAGUGAAAAAACAAAUGCGGGUUCUGUUGAAGAACGUCCCACUAGUUCUGGAAAUGGCAAUAGAGUGUCUGAUGCUGAUGGUACAAAGGACACUGGUCAAGUGAGUCAAGGUAAUAAGAGAGGAAGCCGCUCCACGAGGCGGAAACUGUUGGCAUCAGUUGACUUAAAUUGCAAAUUAGUUGACUUUGGGAAUGCAUGUUGGACAUAUAAACAGUUUACAAAUGAUAUUCAGACAAGACAGUAUAGGUGUCCUGAGGUGAUCCUGGGAUCGAAAUAUUCUACGUCAGCAGACCUUUGGUCAUUUGCUUGUAUUUGUUUUGAGCUUUCAACAGGUGAUGUACUCUUUGAUCCCCACAGCGGUGACAACUUUGACAGAGAUGAGGACCACGUAGCUUUGAUGAUGGAACUUUUAGGAAUGAUGCCCCGCAAGAUUGCCUUGGGUGGCCGUUAUUCUCGGGACUUCUUUAAUAGAUACGGUGAUUUGAGGCACAUCCGUCGGUUGCGUUUCUGGCCCUUGGGUAAGGUCCUCGUUGAGAAGUAUGAAUUCAGUGAGCAAGAUGCAAAUGACAUGACUGAUUUCCUGGUUCCCAUCCUUGAUUUUGUACCUGAGAAGCGGCCUAGUGCUGCUCAGUGCCUUCUUCAUCCAUGGAUCAAUGCAGGCCCCAGACUUUUAGAACCAUCAGGGUCAUUAUCACAAAACCAAGCUGCAGAUAGUCACACUUCCGAGAAAAAGAAGAAUGAGAUGAAAGAGAGGGAGGCAGUGGAGGUUGGAAUGGGGAAUAUUGCCAUCAGUGCAGAUUCUAAACCUGCCAAAGAUCCCCAGUCUACUUUGAAAUCCUCCAAGGCAGCAUCUACUUCUAGGUAGGUAGGUCUCUGACCUACGUUUCUAGAAUCCUGCCCCUCCGGUUUGACUGCGUAGACUAGUUUUGAGCCCGACUCUAUGCACAGGACAUGUAAUUCUUUUUAAAACAUUUUUUCUUACAAAAUAUAACUGAAGAAGAGCAAAAUAUUUGUAUUAAUGUCAAAUAUCCUUGAAGGACACAUAUGAAUGAGCAUAAAAUUAAAAUUCAUGCUU